UUCCUUCGUCUGACCGACCAUGAGCGUGCACGGUUUGUUUCCAGUGCUGCAGAGCGCGUGCCUGUGUCGAUCUGUAGUUUUUGUAGCGGAUUGUCACAUCUAGGCGGCGACACAGAGUCCCUUUUCUCUAAAAACAACAACAUUUCACCUUCUCUUUCUUUUAGUCAAAAUGCUUGAGCACGUUUGAGUGACCAUGGAGUGCGUUUGCCGUCAUGUAGUGGAGCGUUAAUACGGCGAAAAUAUUGGGAGAAGGAAACUUGAAGGAAUCCAAGGAGCUACAGUUGAAAACAUGGCUGUUCGCGAAGAAGGAGAGGUUUUGCACAGUAAAAUCAGGCACCACGAUGGGGUUGCCAAUGCAAACAACACAGAGAGCUUCAGGAACGGCUAUGUGAAGAGCUGCGUCACCCCUUUAAAACAAGACCAUCAAAGGGGAUUUUUGUUUAACGUCUGUAGGUUUUGCAAUGAGGACAUUCUGAAUUCAAAAAUAUUUCGAAUUUCUGGUCUAUACCUGGGUGCAUUCGCAAUUUUUGCAGUUUCGUUGCUUAUUUCCAGGAGCUUGCAAAGUGACUUCAGCUUUUGGGAUUUGCGGACUUUUCUGUCGGGCUUCUCUCAGUCCAUCAGCCCUCUCUUUAGCAUAGGCUGUGCAUUCUUCUUUUUGACUUUUUAUCUAAGGAGGAAAAAGAGGGAAAGUAAUAAAUGUUGGCUUGUGUCACUGCCAGCAUCAUGUUACUUAGGGGAUUUUUUGGUUUUGCUGUUUUUGCAGUGGGGAGAGGACCAACACCAGAUGCAAAUGGUGGGCAGGUUGUUAUUCGUGUUGGGUUGUGUGGGUCUCCUAACACUGAUCCCCACGUUGAAACUCAAACACAGUGUUCUGAUCCUGGUGUUUGCCAGUGUUGUGUGGUUGGUGUCUUUCACCAGUCUGAGCUGUCUGCCUGCACUCCUGAGACCCGUGUUUGCGUGUUUGGCGGGUGUCUCAGGCUCGCUCUUGUCGCUCUGUUUUGACCAUUAUUACCCGUCGAGGGAAGCGCCAAACAGGAUCUCCAGCACCGAGGAGAAAGUCCCUGUGAUCAGACCCAGGAGAAGGUCAAGUUGUGUUUCUUUGGGGGAAACGUCGACCAGCUAUUAUGGCAGCUGUAAAAUGCCUCGCAGACCUUCAUUGCCGUGCAUAUCCAGAGAACAGAUGAUCCUAUGGGACUGGGACCUGAAGCAGUGGUACAAGCCCCAGUAUCAGGGAGCAGUAAGCGGUAACGGG
Molecule: messenger RNA, 1252 nt
Organism: Coregonus clupeaformis (lake whitefish)
Lineage: Eukaryota; Metazoa; Chordata; Actinopteri; Salmoniformes; Salmonidae
Product: cGMP-inhibited 3',5'-cyclic phosphodiesterase B-like
Exons: 3
Source: RefSeq, a predicted model, not a curated record